AUGACGAAGCGUAGAGGAAAAGCGAAGGCAUCCAAGAAUUCGCCUAAGAAGACGAGCAUUAAGCACACCUUGACCCCUGACUCUUUCGCAGACGAUGCGGUCGACACUUUGAUGGAAGCGGCUCCACCCCCCGAAGUGAUCGAAGACACGAUGGUCGGUAGACCGAAGUCCAAGAAGUCCAAUAAGUCUAAGGACGAGACCGGUGAUAUGAGCACCAAGAAGUCCAAGAAGAAGAAGGAUGAGAAAAGCACCAAGAAGGACUGA
Molecule: messenger RNA, 264 nt
Organism: Sphaeroforma arctica JP610
Lineage: Eukaryota; Ichthyosporea; Ichthyophonida
Exons: 1
Coding region: 1-264 (87 amino acids)
Source: RefSeq, a predicted model, not a curated record